This is a messenger RNA of Mizuhopecten yessoensis (Yesso scallop), 3820 nucleotides long. RefSeq names its product tetratricopeptide repeat protein 25-like. Gene Ontology annotation, molecular function: protein binding. Lineage: Eukaryota; Metazoa; Mollusca; Bivalvia; Pectinida; Pectinidae. Bases 169 to 2499 code for a protein of 776 amino acids. The transcript has 18 exons. Gene Ontology annotation, cellular component: cytoplasm. The record is from RefSeq and is a predicted model, not a curated record.
AUAAAGUCCGAUGCUAAUUGGUUUUGCAGGUGCCCGUACAGCGCGCCUCCUAUCGGUAGUUGAGCUUAGUUACAAGGUUUUGUAAUUACGUCAAUGUAAGAUUUUGAUAAUUGGUGUCAUAUCUAUUGUAUUAUAUCCAAUUAAAGAAGAACAAAAGACCUAACUACAAUGCCAGGGCGUAGAAAAGGCCGAGACGACAGCGACAUGGGUUCGGAAAAGGACGAGACGGGGUCUUUUGAGACUUUACGCGAUGAAGGAAUGUAUUUCGUACAUGUUCAACUAUACCAGAAGGCAGUUGAGAGUUUCACACGGGCAUCUGAGAUGAAUCCCGAAGACAACGUGGUGCUGGUCACUCGUGCCAAAUGUUACCUACAACUGGGUAUGGCAGAGAACGCUCUGGCCGACGCUGAACAGGCGCUCAGUCAUGACAAAGAUUAUAUUAGGGGUUUGUUGAUGAAAGCGGAGGCCUUGUACCAGUUAGGGCACUUCGAGACCGCACUGGUGUUCUUCCAUCGAGGUCACAAGCUGCGACAGGAGCUGGGAGAGUUCCGACUGGGCAUACAGAAAGCACAAGAAGCCAUAAACAACAGCAUAGGAGGUCCUUCUUCGGUGAAACUUGACACAACAGGCGACUUGACCUUCUUUGAUAAACAAGAAAAUCCAGUUAUUGAAGCAGAACCAACGUCGGAAGAUGAAAACAAUAAGGAUCACAGACGGAAGUCUAAGAAGCCCCCAGCAAAAACCUACGGUAAGCCAGGGGCACAAAAAGCCACACAGAAAGAUAGGGAGCGCCCAAAGAGUGCCGCGGACACCAAAACUAUCAAACAACUGCUGGAAGAACUGUAUUCCGACAAGACUUACCUAGAAAAACUACUUAACGACGAAAACUUGACAGCAGGCAGAUCGUACAUGGAGCGUGAGAUUAAGGGACAUAUAUGUGACGGACUGGAAUACCUCAACAAUCGGGCGGACUUUUGGCGACAGCAGAAACCCAUGUAUGCCCGUAAGCGAGACAGGUUAAAGAUGCGUCGGAGCGGAAAGUCCCGCCCAAGGGAUGCAGUUCACUUCAUCAUGCAGAACCUUGAGGAUAUAGAUGAAGCACAAGCUGAUGGUCGCUAUGAAGCUAGUCUGAACAUAGCAAAGAAACUGAUGAAAACUGUGAAAGAUAAGCCCGAGGAGGAAUUGGCCAAUAAGUGGGAGAUUAUCGCUAACAUUCACAGCCAAAUGGGAAACGCCUACCUGGAGAUGAGCAAAUACACACCUGCAAUUGAAAACCAUGAACAGGACUUGGAUAUAGCUGAGAGCAAUGGACUAGAAGAUGCUAAGUCCCGAGCGCUCGACAACAUUGGACGAGUUCAUGCAAGGAGAGGUGACUUUGAGAAAGCCAUAAAAGUCUGGGAGAAGAAAUUGCCCCUCAGCAAAUCUCCGCUAGAGAAAACGUGGCUGUUCCAUGAGAUUGGACGAUGUCAUCUGGAGAAUGAACAGUUUGAUAAAGCUAAAGAGUACGGAGAGAAGUCUCUAACAGCAGCGAAGGAGGCUGAUGACGACGGUUGGCAGCUUCAUGCUACCGUCCUGGUGGCACAAGCCGAGGUGAAAUCGUUAGAUUACUCAUCAGCCCAGACAUCAUUUGAGGAAGCCUUAGAACUUGCUAAACGAUUAGAAGAUGAUGCUGCGUUGAAUGCUGUAAAUAAGGCACUAGAGGAGGUCAAGGAAAAGAUAGCCAAGGGUUACAGGGCCGGGGAAGAUGAUGGUGACGAUGAAGUUGAUGCCAAGAAGGUUGAUUACAGACCUGGAGAGGAUGAUGAUGGAAGAAAAUCAGCACAGAGCAAAGACUCAAAGAAAAUCAGGGCCGGUGAAGAUGAGGAUGAGGGAAGGAAAUCCAGAGCUUCAAGCAAAGCAGGUUAUGAAGAUGAUUUUGAGGAAGAUAAAGGUGUCAAAGAGGAGAUUAUCGACAAAGCCCCGUCCUCGCCGACCCGACGUUCAGAGGGUUCGGGCAGACGCUCAGUUGAGGCAUCAUCUCCGUAUAAGCGAUCACCUCUUCAUUCGCCGACAAAGCGAUCUCUCGCCGGCUCGCCGACAAAGCGAUCCGCCCAGCCAUCCCCUUCUAAAAUGUCGCAAUCAUCACGCCGACAUACGUACUCUCCUACAAAACAAUCACGAGAGGUCUCUUUCAAAGAGGGCUCUGCUAAAGGGUCAAUGAAAGGAUCUGCUAAGGGGUCGGCAGGUGGAAGGUCGGCGCCAGGUAGUGCUCAGCAACGAGCCUCGCCUGCCGCUGGAGGCUCUGCCCCCGGGUCGGCGAGAGGGUCGGCAAAAGGAUCCGUAGGAGCAUUCGCGGCGACCACAGAAGAUAAAGAUGAAACAGCGGAAAUUCCGGACGAAACGACACAUGCUGAAGAGGAAAAAAGUGAACAAAAAGCCGCGUCACCAGCGCCCGCGGACACAGCCACUAAAGAGGAGGUAGUAGAAGACGAGCCUCAACAAAUUAAAGGACAAGAUUAAAGCGAUAACAGCAAGAGAGGUGUGACCUACUUACAUAUGAUUACCGUGAUGAGAGUGAAGACUGUGAUGAUCUCUUUUAUUGGACAUGACUGACCAUGAGGAACAUGAGCAAGGAAAGAAAACAACAAAAAACCCAUUAAUGCUUUUUAAUGAUUGAUAUUUCUUCAAACAUAAGAAGUUAUCAUCAAGAGGAUGAAACCAUACAUGCGCCAACGACAACUCCAAAAAAGGACAUUUGAUUUUAUUGAAAUGGUGAAUAUUUGGCAAGAACUUUUGUGACUUCGUUUGAGAAAAACAAUAGUAUCUGUGGGAUUUUGGAUGCCUGAAAGUUGUGUUCUGUGUAUUGGAUGCUGAACAACUGUGAUAUUAAAUGGAAGAGACAUAUUAUACUAAUAUAUAAUUAUCUUAUUGUACGCAAACUGCCGAUAGGUCUAUAUUUAUUUACAUAACUACGCAUAUUAGUAUUGCGCAGAUUUUGUCAGUAACAUAUUUUGAUAAUGAGACUCGAAAGAGGGAAACAGAGAGGGAGAGACAGCAUUGAGAGAGCGAAAGAAAACGUAGUGGGUGAUAAUAACGGAGAACAGAAGGAGUGAGCGAGAGACAUAGAGGACGUGACACAGGGAAAACAGCCAACAAAGAGAAUAGUUUGAAACAUUUAAACUUAAUCAAUUUUCAAUUUAAUGUUUCCAAAGAAACUUAAACGGAGGAAGUACUGUUUGUCGCAGUAAAUUUCCAUCAUUUUUUCGAAAUAUCUACGCAGACUGUUUUGGUCAAUUUUAUAUGAUAAAGGGAAUUCCUAUUCCAUUGCAAUGUUUAUUUUAACAAACUCCGUAGACCUAACCUUUAAUAGAAAGAUCUACUGUAUUGCAAAAUCGUCGACGUCACGCAGUUGGUGUGGAACAGUAACAUGCAUACAAUGUUCUUUUGUUUGAUUUGGCAUGUCUACGCAUUUAUAGGAAAAAGUGACAUCAUAUCUUUACUUGUUUCUGAAUAUCUACGCAGAAAGAUAUACUCUAUGCAAACGAAGAUCAAAAUAUAAUACAAUGUAUGCGACAGAAUGUAAGAAUGCAUGUGCGAUUGUUUCUUUAGAAAAAUAUAUAUACUAAUGUUCGUUUAAGGUCUCCAUGGGCUGUAAAAUUCAUUUAGGAAAAACUGUAUUUCUAAAAAUAUGAAGAAAAUAAGCAGUCAAAUAUGAAAAGUUAACCAGCUACAGUAAUGCUAACCAAACAUGGAUUACAUGUAUGGAACUAUUUACAUUCAACUGAUCAACAGUUAUUUUAGAACUGUUUUGUUUAAAAUAAAACUACGGACCAUCAUUCUA